Neospora caninum is the source of this 1191-nucleotide messenger RNA. RefSeq lists its product as hypothetical. The transcript is spliced from 10 exons. The record is from RefSeq and is a predicted model, not a curated record. The coding region runs from base 1 to 1191 and encodes 396 amino acids. NCBI's taxonomy places the organism in Eukaryota, Apicomplexa, Conoidasida, Eucoccidiorida, Sarcocystidae. Gene Ontology annotation, molecular function: protein binding.
AUGGAGACUUCCUCCGCGACGACGCUCUCGCCUCAGACCGAUGACAAAGAGACAGCGGCGGAGACCCGCAGGAGCGUCGCUCCGCCCCAAGGCGAAGAGCGCAAGUCACCCGAGCACGCGCUGAGCACUGGCGAAUCUGAGAGCGAGGGAGAAGCUGGGAGUCACGUGACGUACUUGCGGCUGGGAGUCGACCUCGAACUGCAACCAAGCUGCGAGAUAGUCAACUACCAGACGUCUCGCAUCCACAAAAUCGAAAAUCUGCAAAUGUGUCCCCACCUAAAGAGCCUCGCUCUGAACGCGAACGACAUCGAAAAAAUCGAGAAUUUGGAGGCGACUCCGCAGCUCGAGGAGCUGGAGCUGUACCAGAACCGAGUUCGCAAGAUCGAAGGCCUCUCCACUCUCGUCCACCUCAGACUCCUCGAUUUGUCCUUCAACAAAAUCCGAAAGAUCGAGAAUCUGGCCACGGCGGUGAACCUCGUGAAACUGUAUCUUUCCAGCAACAAAAUUGAAGUGAUCGAGGGACUCGAGGCGCUCACGCAUCUGGAGCUUCUCGAGCUGGGCAGUAACAAAAUCCGCGAGAUCAGGGGAAUAGCCACCCUCACGGAACUGACGGAACUGUGGCUGGGGAAAAACAAGAUAACUGAAAUGAAAUUGCCGUCGCUGCCGAAGCUGCAACGACUGAGCAUCCAGUCGAAUCGUUUGACACACUGGGAUGACUCUCUCUUCUCCGCCUGUCCGAAUUUGGAGGAACUCUAUCUUUCACACAAUCGCCUCGAAGGGCCGAUCCCCGAUGGCGUCGGCAAACUGAUGCACGGCGUUGAUCUGGACCUUUUGCGUGUGCAGAAGAAACUCAAGAUCCUCGACUUGGGAGCCAAUGCCGUGGACGACAUGCGGGCUGUGGCGCAGUUGCCGGAGCUUGAGGAGCUCUGGAUCAACGACAACAAACUCGCGAGUUUGGAGGCUGUGAAGGCGCUCCAGUCGAUGAGCUCUUUGCGAACGCUGUACCUCGAAGGCAACCCAAUCCACGCCAAUCUAGGCCCUAGCUACCGCCAGAAUAUUGUGCAGAUUUUCCCACAAUUGCGGCAGCUAGACGCCCUCCUGAUCUGCGAAACGAUCAACAUCAUCGAGCGACCUCUCUCGGGCAAGAUUGGGGCGACGAAGCGAAAGUCCAUUAUGAAGCACGACGCGUAG